AUGGAUAUUGCAACAGGUCCGGAGUCACUGGAAAGGUGCUUUCCCACGAGAAAUCAGUCCGAUUACUCUAAGAUGCUGGACGGUAUUAAAAUAGAAGACCAUCCCCUACGAUCGGGACCGGCUACAUUGGGAGUUAUGCUCGGGACGGAGUGUCAUCACCAGGCGGUUUGCGAGGGGUGCCAGCGGCCCAUAUCCGACCGUUUUCUGAUGCGCGUGAACGAGUCUUCAUGGCACGAGGAGUGUUUGCAGUGCGCCGCGUGUCAACAGCCGCUCACCACCAGCUGCUACUUCCGGGAAAGGAAACUCUACUGCAAGCACGACUACCAACAGCUGUUUGCCACUAAGUGCAGCGGCUGCAUGGAGAAGAUAGCGCCGACGGAGUUCGUGAUGCGGGCGCUGGAGUGCGUGUACCACCUGAGCUGCUUCUGCUGCUACGUGUGCGACCGGCAGCUGCGCAAGGGCGACGAGUUCGUGCUGAAGGAGGGGCAGCUGCUCUGCAAGAGCGACUACGAGAAGGAAAAGGACCUGCUCAGCUCCGUCAGCCCCGACGACUCCGAGUCGGAAAAAAGCGAUGACGAAGAUUUGGACAUCAAGCCAGAGAAGGGAUCGGGAGGUCAGGGGAAGGGCGAGGAUGGGAAGGACCCGCGGAGGCCGAAACGGCCGCGCACCAUCCUAACCACACAGCAGAGGCGGGCCUUCAAGGCCUCCUUCGAGGUGUCCUCAAAACCCUGCCGGAAGGUGCGAGAAACCCUGGCGGCUGAGACCGGCCUGAGCGUCCGGGUGGUACAGGUGUGGUUCCAGAACCAGAGGGCCAAGAUGAAGAAGUUGGCCCGGAGACAGCAGCAGCAGCAGGAGCAGCAGAACUCUCAGAGGCUUGGUCAAGGUGAGCCGAACGCUCUAAGACAGGCACAGAUGGCCCACGGCGACAGUUUCAAUAACCAGGUGAUGUCCAAUCGGAUGGAAGGGAUGAUGAACUCCUACACGCCAUUGGCCCCCCCGCAGCAGCAGCUGGUGGCCAUGGACCAGAACGGCUACAGCACCGACCCCUUCCAGCAGGGCCUCACCCCCCCACAGAUGCCGGGGGACCACAUGAACCCAUAUGGGAACGACUCCAUUUUCCACGACAUCGACAGCGACACAUCCUUAACCAGCCUCAGUGACUGCUUCAUGGCGUCGUCCGACGUCGGCUCCCUGCAGGGCCGGGUGGGAAACCCCAUCGACCGGCUUUACUCCAUGCAGAGCUCCUACUUCGCCUCCUGA
Megalops cyprinoides (Indo-Pacific tarpon) is the source of this 1260-nucleotide messenger RNA. It is a transcript of the gene lmx1bb, whose product is annotated as LIM homeobox transcription factor 1, beta b. The transcript has 8 exons. NCBI's taxonomy places the organism in Eukaryota, Metazoa, Chordata, Actinopteri, Elopiformes, Megalopidae. Gene Ontology annotation, cellular component: nucleus. The record is from RefSeq and is a predicted model, not a curated record. Gene Ontology annotation, biological process: regulation of transcription by RNA polymerase II; neuron differentiation. The coding region runs from base 1 to 1260 and encodes 419 amino acids. Gene Ontology annotation, molecular function: DNA-binding transcription factor activity, RNA polymerase II-specific; RNA polymerase II transcription regulatory region sequence-specific DNA binding.